AUGGCACCCGCAAAUGCCAAAGCCAACUACAAGACCUACGAGGCUCAGGCUCGUAUGGUUCGGGCUAUCGUCGCCGCUCAUCCCGACGUCAAGUGGAACUACAAGGAAAUCGCCGCUUGUUACGGCUCUGACAUGACAGACCAUGCUUUGAAUCAUCGAUUCCGCAAGGUUCGGGCAACUGUCAGCAUUAUCCAUGCGGCCCGUGAGCAAGGUCUCGAUGUCAAGGAUUUGACCACCGACGAAAACCUCCUCCCUACCACACAGGGAGCUAUUGACAAGAACAAUAUUGCCAAAUACUUUGGCCAAUCUACCGCAGAUGGCAUCCAAUUCCAGUUCCGAACUAUCAAGAAAGACGCUGAGGCCCUUCGUUAUGCCGCUAACAAUGGUGAUGAUGUCGCCAACUGCCUCAACCUUGGCACAGCGUCCGGGCUGCCAAAUACCCCAUCUAAACCUACUCCGUCACGCCAGCCUGGAAGUCGAUCGGCCAAGGGAUCCAAGCGCAAAACUUCAUACACGCCCUUGAAUCCCAUCAAGCGCUCCGGCUCGGAAGAUGAAGACGACGACGAGCUUAACUUUGAUGAAAUGGAUCAUACUCCCUCAAAGAAAGUCAAGACAACUGGUCGUACUCCUCGUGGCCCUACGCCCUCUCGCACAGCUGCCCAGAAGGCCGCUGCUACUAUCGCCGGCGCUUCCGCGCAGUACAAUGACAGCGAGUCUCCGUACGAGGAUGCCCCUACCCCAACUCCAGGUCCUACUUCGGCUCCUGUCGGUCUCCCUGCUGCAACGCUCCCUCCUUCUGCGACUGUUGCUCCGACCUCUAUCUUUGGCAACGUAGAGCGUAAGCCUCAGCCGUCCGUGGUGGGAAAUUCUGGUCUUGACAUGAUCAACUCAGUUGGCCUUGGAUAUCCCGACAUCUUCUCAGUCGCGGGAACCUUUCGCGCUCCACCUCCCGAUGACUCGUCCUACAUGGAAUGGGGUGACGGAGAGAUCUAAACUCUCGAUCUCGAAUCGCGAUCUCUGACUUGAGCAAUAACUGAUACCGUCGACAAAGAUUAACGGAUACAGUACCAAAAUAUGGAUGAAAGCUCUACAGAGUGUACUAUACAACAUACCACAAAAGCACGAAUGCGGAACCGGUUCUUUUUGUUAGCGACAUAUGGCUUGAUCGGCUUUUACUGCCUUGCUGUCGGUAUUUUGAUCAUAUUUCAUGCCCUUGCCCCCUGUUUUCCCAGCACAGAUACCCCUUUUUCCCGCAACACAGAAGCAUUCAGUUCUUUCCUUUGACACCAGACAUUCGACACACUUCAUGGCUUCUUAGCCGGUCAGUUAGUAAGGGUUCAUUUGGGCAUGAAUAGUAUGGGGCAUGUAUGAGUUCUAGCUAGCUAUUGUGCUCACUUC
This is a messenger RNA of Fusarium oxysporum Fo47, 1398 nucleotides long. RefSeq lists its product as uncharacterized. The record is from RefSeq and is a predicted model, not a curated record. The transcript has 3 exons. The coding region runs from base 1 to 993 and encodes 330 amino acids. Lineage: Eukaryota; Fungi; Ascomycota; Sordariomycetes; Hypocreales; Nectriaceae.